Syzygium oleosum is the source of this 1164-nucleotide messenger RNA. RefSeq names its product pre-rRNA-processing protein ESF2. Gene Ontology annotation, biological process: endonucleolytic cleavage to generate mature 5'-end of SSU-rRNA from (SSU-rRNA, 5.8S rRNA, LSU-rRNA); endonucleolytic cleavage in 5'-ETS of tricistronic rRNA transcript (SSU-rRNA, 5.8S rRNA, LSU-rRNA); small-subunit processome assembly. Lineage: Eukaryota; Viridiplantae; Streptophyta; Magnoliopsida; Myrtales; Myrtaceae. Gene Ontology annotation, cellular component: nucleolus. The record is from RefSeq and is a predicted model, not a curated record. Gene Ontology annotation, molecular function: RNA binding.
GUGUUCUUGUCUUCCCCUCUUGGCACUCGAGCCGACUCGUCGCCUCUGCUCCUCGCUCUCGCCCUCUUCUGCGAACGGCGACCGCCGCCUGAGCCAGCCAGCCGCCGCGCCAUCGCCGGAAGGUGAGAGCCUCGGUCGUUUCCGCUCCUACUAUCUGUCAUAGGUUUCGUUGAGGGAACGAGGACGAGACGCGCGGGAUCGACUUCAAUGGAGGAGGAACGCUUGGAUUCUACUGUCAAAAAGGAAAAGAGAAGGAAGAAGAAGAAGGAGAUCGAGGCAAUGGUGAGCGAAAGGGAAUCGGAGGCCGGCGGUGACGAGAGGGAGGAGAGUAGGAAAAGGAGAAGGAAGAAGAAGCUUCUAGAGGAAGCUGCGGAGGGCGGUGAACAGCGAGCUAUGAGCAUCGAUAGCGAGAUUGACGGUCGUGAGAACGGAGAGGAUAGUAAUCAGAAUGAAGGCGCCGGCCCUGCGAGAGCGAGGGAUGUCGACUCCGCGAAUCCUCCGGACGAAUUGAAGAUGGAAUCGAAUGGCGAGAAGCCGUUGAAGACAAUUAGGAAGAAGAAGAAGAAGCAAUUGGCGGAAGAGGCUGCUCGAGCCGGGAAUCGCGGGGUCUGCUACUUGAGCCGGAUUCCUCCUCACAUGGAUCAUGUGAAACUUCGUCGGAUUCUUUCUCAGUAUGGAGAGAUUCAGAGGAUAUAUCUUGCACCUGAAGAUCCCGCGGCUCAAGUGAAGCGCAAACGAGCUGGCGGCUUUCGUGGACAAGAAUUCUCGGAAGGAUGGGUUGAAUUUGCCAAGAAAAGUGUUGCAAAGAGAGUUGCCGACGUGUUAAAUGGUGAACAAAUAGGAGGGAAGAAGAGGUCCUCAUUUUAUUAUGAUCUCUGGAAUAUCAAGUAUUUGAGCAAAUUCAAGUGGGAUGAUCUUACUGAAGAAAUCGCUUAUAAGAAUGCUAUUCGGGAGCAAAAGCUGGCUUUAGAACUUUCCGCUGCCAAGAGGGAGCGGGAUUUCUAUCUUUCUAAGGUCGAUAAGUCCCGAGCCUUAAGUUCCAUAGAAGAACGGCUCAAGAAGAAGCAAGAGUUACAAGAAGGUUCAGCGAAAAGUCCUGAGCAACCGAUCAGCCAUCCGGUGGUGAAGGUGAUUCGCCAGUUCCCAAAAGCAACCGGUUGCUGA